GAGCGUGACACCCCUUUUUGCCUACUUCAAUCCCCUCGUUUUUCCUCUUUGAGGAGCCAAUCAAAGAGUUCCGUUCCAUCGGUCGCCCCUGGCCUCUUGUGCAACUACAAAGAGGUGGUGUGGUACUACUAGUAUUCGUAGUACCAUAAUAAAUACCCAAGUGUUUUGUAAUAGACUCGAAAGAAGAAACAUGAGGAGCCAUGGCAAGCAGAGCACGGUCGUUGGAGGCAGCCACGAUCCUUACUCCUCUUCUUCGGCUUGCAGGGACGGUCACCCCUUGUUGGCUGGUGAGAGUAUUGCCUUGACGGCAGAGGAAGAUCCGAUCCGCCGUCGCCUCUUGGAUCACAAGGAGCAAAUGGAAGUCAUGUUCUGGCAGGAGAUUUCUCACUACAAGACGACAGACUAUCUGUCGUUCCCAGCCAGCCUGCCUCCCAUUUGCGGCGGAGGGGAGCGUGAAGGUGUCAUGGCCGAGCAGUGGAGGACCCGCAUGUGCGAGUGGGCGUAUCAGUUGGUGGAUCACUUUGACUUUCCUCGCCACAUUGUCGGCACGUGCAUGAACUUUCUGGAUCGGUACCUGGAGCGAUACUUUGCCGCAGAAGGUGGCGCACCAAAGAUCCAAAAGCGACACUUCCAAAAGGCCACCAUGUGCUGCCUCUACUUGGCCAUGAAGAUCCGCGGGCCGCACAGUCGGAUCCCGGCGGCCUACAUGGUCCAGCUCAGCCGCGGCACGGUCAGUGAAGAAGAAAUGGUCGACAUGGAAAAGGAUCUCCUCAAGACUCUCUUCUGGUUGGUGAAUCCUCCCACCGCACAUGACUUUCUGAAACACUACCUGUGUCUCUUGCAGCCCAACUCUUUCCAGACCACCGCUGGCGGGGUGCCCAAGAAUCCUCGUCUGUCCGCGGUGGAAGACUUGGCGUCCUUCUUGGUGGAGCUCUCGGUCUUGGAUUACUACUUUAUCAACUUCAGACCUUCCACUCUCGCUUUGGCGGCGCUCUUCAACGCAAUGGACGAAGAUCCAAACGCUACCGCCUCCACCAAUCCCCUCUUGUUGAAAAGCCAUACAUUCUACCAUGGCUAUGAACGCUUGAUCCUGCCGGGAGAAGAACAAGCUGUGCACAUGGCGCGUCAACGCUUGGCGUCGCUAUACGGCAAUGCUGGUUCAACAGAGGAUAGUGAUGAUGAUGCUGCUGCUGUUGACGAGUCGUCUCCAUCUAUGGAAGAUGAAGAGGACAAGGAUGAUGCCCGCACCAACUCUCCUGUCAGUGUCACAAACACUGGUGUGCACACUGCCUUUUAUGAGCAGUAGGCCAACAAGAAUACUACUACUACUUACUCCAAGCAAGCAAGCAAGCAAUCACUCUCAUCAACAUUGAUUUGACCCUACACUCAAGGAACGGCCCUCAUCAUGGCCUUCUAUAUCUACCUACCUACCGUACGUACCCAAAACUUGAUAGACUACCAACCAACACAAAAACACAGAAAAAAAGGAAAAAGGCGCAGAAACCCCAAAAGAAAAAUAUGCAUGCUGACACCACUAGCAUGUACGGUACCCAAACAUACAUACAUACAUACACUGAUAACACUCUACUAGCAGACCAUUACAAAGAUG
Messenger RNA from Seminavis robusta, 1609 nucleotides. NCBI's taxonomy places the organism in Eukaryota, Bacillariophyta, Bacillariophyceae, Naviculales, Naviculaceae. The record is from the annotation of a GenBank genome assembly.